AUGUACUUUAGGGGAUCAAAUUAAAUGGCUAUCAACAUUAUCAAUUUGCGAGGAAUGGAAUUUUUCGAUUCAACAAAUACAAUUAUUUUAUUGUACUCAUUUAGAUUAUUUCAUCUUCUCAAGAGUUGA
Messenger RNA from Paramecium sonneborni, 129 nucleotides. NCBI's taxonomy places the organism in Eukaryota, Ciliophora, Oligohymenophorea, Peniculida, Parameciidae. The record is from the annotation of a GenBank genome assembly.